CCAAACGCCAUAUGUACCGCUGUUUGAACUACGUUCAGGACAUUACAAGACGUGAAUUCUGGACGGAGGAAAAAACAAGCAGGAAUUGAAGAAAUAUGGACAAGGAAAGCGCUAAAAGAACCCGCACAGCAGAUGAGGAUACAAAGGAAUCAGAAUCUGGAUCUCAAUCGAAAUCCCCUAUGUAUGGAAGAAGGAAAAAACAAGUGGGAAAAGAUUYAAUGUACAUGAUGACCGCCCUKUGGAUGGAACAGUCUCCUUGGAAUUUCAAAUACCCACWAAACYGACUGAAUGUCGUUGGCGAUGAAGACRAACUGAACGUCGUGGGAGCGGUGUUUGUGCUGCCAAACGAUCGAGUUCUUUCUGUUGAUUGCAGUAGAAGGAAUAACUCCAUAUCAGCUACCCUGAUGGAAAAGGACGAAGGCAUUGUACAUGGUGCUGUACAGGCGCUCAUCAAGUACCCCGACAGAGUGAAAGACUGUAAGGUUUAUCUGUCAAGGAAGCCCUGUGCCCAUUGUGUCAAGUUGCUGGUCCAGGCAGCAGUGGAGAAAGUCUUCUACCUUCCUUUGAGACCAGAGAAACGUGACAAAGAAGAAGACAAGAGUAUCGAUGCCUUGUUUCAAGUGAGUACCAUGAGCAAGUCGGUCUUUGUUCCCUACAUUACCGAGGACGACGUGAAAGAACUUGAAACGGAAUCGAAGAAACCGUACAAUAUUUGUAUGAAGAAUUUAGGGGAACAAGAGAAGAAUUAUGCGAAAGGAGGAUGGGAUAAAUGGAAGGGAAAUAUUAAAAAACAACUUUUCUGGGAAGAAUACGGCGACGAAGAAAUUGGGGAUCAAGUCAACGAAGAUAUGGGAAAUAUGUUGGAAUGGUUUGGUAUGGCAACAUUCGCUACAGGCCGCAAAGAGGUUAUGGAUUGGGAACCGGCUGAAAGUCCCUCUUCUUCGGAAAAAAAGGAGUUAUCAAAAGAGGUAGCGAGCCAUCUAUCUCGACUUGCACAGAUGUURUCCAACAGAACAGAUGACCCCAAAAGAAACGUUGGUUGUGUAGUUACAGUUGGCGAUGAGAUAGUUUCCAUUGGAUGGAAUGGCUUUCCUUCCAAAGCACUUUAUGGCAACCAUCCCCGUGGUUCCAGGAGUGACCCGGACAACGUGAAGUCUAAAUACCCGCACRUCAUCCACGCCGAGCAGAACGCUUUGUUGUGCAGAAAYCGCCGAGAUCKCSCAARUGGCAUCGCKUAUGUGAAUAAGAUUCCUUGUAAUGAAUGUAUGCCCAUGUUAUACCAACUUGGAGUCAAGACCGUGGUACUUCCAGAUGUUCCAGAUGUUGACGRGAAGAAAAWACCUGAUAGUGAGAGWUAUUUCUAUAAGCUGCKCGAGAAURASRARAUUGWYRUUUUCACACAAGCAAAGGAAAAGCAAGAAUAG
Molecule: messenger RNA, 1424 nt
Organism: Actinia tenebrosa (Australian red waratah sea anemone)
Lineage: Eukaryota; Metazoa; Cnidaria; Anthozoa; Actiniaria; Actiniidae
Product: dCTP deaminase-like
Cellular component (GO): cytoplasm
Molecular function (GO): zinc ion binding; dCMP deaminase activity
Source: RefSeq, a predicted model, not a curated record